UGGGUAGGCUGAAAUGUUCACAUUGCUUGUGAAUCUCUGUAAAAGUUUCUAUCUUUUUCCACCCGUGGGAAGUUUGGAUCAUGGAACACGGGUCAAGAAAGGCUUGUAAAAGGCAUGUGAGUUUUACCCAGAUGGAAUAGGUGUGUAGGUGGUGCUUCGAAACGACAAAAGAUACACAGAGAGCGGGGGAAGAGGGGAGGAAAGGGGAGAAGAUUAAGAUGCAAGAAUGCGCCUAGCCCAACUUUUUUUUGUGUUGUGGUGCACUAAAACUUGUUGUAGGAUGUCCCAUCGAGAUAACAGGCGGGUCCCUCCUUGCUUGAAUCUCAACUUCCGACGUAUAUAUUGUUGGUGUGUUUUCCUGGAUUCAACAGCAUUAUAAUGUGAAGGAGAGAUUGAUAUAUAGAUGUCACGGAGAGAGUAUGUUUUGGCAUAGCAAUGCUUGGAAUUAUCAUUAGGUUGCAUGACAGAGCAAGAGCGAGAGUAAGAGUAAGAGCAAGGAGAAGAGAGAUUCAUGAGGGGUUAGCAGCAGAAGUUGUCUAAGUGAGCCAAGUGGGUCUUUGGCCUUGGCCUUGGCCUUAGUCUUCUCCAUUGCUAUGGCUAUGGAUAAGAGAACCAGAAGAACAGCAGCAGCAAUGUACCAAAACUAUGGGCUACUUAUGUUGAUGGUAAUUAGUGAAAUGUUGAUCAGCAGGGCUGUAGCUGGAAGGCCCUCCACAGCAUUUGAUUUGGAUGCAGCUGAGGUGAAUAGAGUGAGAGAGCAGGAGCAGCUGCAUCUCAAUAUUGAGAAGCAUCUCAAGCACCUCAAUAAGCCUGCUGUUAAAAGCAUUAAGAGCCCGGAUGGAGAUACUAUUGACUGUGUGCACAUUUCGCACCAGCCGGCUUUUGAUCACGCACUUCUCCAAAACCACACCAUUCAGAUGAAGCCAAAUGGCAUUCCAGAUGGGCUUUUUAAAACUGGCAAGGCAGCGAGGUCCAAUGGUCCUGCCAUGCCGCAACUGUGGCAUGCCAAUGGAAGGUGUCCUUCAGGAACAGUCCCCAUUCGCAGGACUCAUAAACAAGACAUUCUCAGAGCAAAAUCUAUUGAGAGUUUUGGCCGAAAAAAGAAUCAAGUUUCAAGGCCUGUUGAGCCCAAGUCUGCAGAUCCUGAUUUACUAAAUGAGAGUGGGCAUCAGCAUGCUAUAACAUAUGUUGAAGGAGACAAAUACUAUGGAGCUAAAGCUACCAUAAAUGUAUGGGAGCCUAAGACUCAGCUUUCAAAUGAGUUCAGCUUAUCUCAGAUUUGGAUUUUGGCUGGUUCUUUUGAUGGAGAUUUAAACAGUAUUGAAGCAGGAUGGCAAGUUAGCCCAGAUCUAUAUGGGGACAACAAUACAAGGCUAUUUACAUAUUGGACCAGUGAUGCUUAUCAAGCUACUGGAUGCUACAACUUGCUUUGCUCAGGAUUUAUACAAAUAAGUAGUGAUAUUGCAAUGGGGGCUAGCAUAUCUCCUGUUUCAAACUACGGUGGCUCACAAUAUGAUAUCAGCAUCCUCAUUUGGAAGGAUCCUAAGGAAGGGAACUGGUGGAUGCAAUUCGGAAAUGAAAAUGUUUUAGGAUACUGGCCAGCACCGCUAUUUUCCUACCUAGCAGACAGUGCCAGCAUGAUUGAAUGGGGUGGCGAGGUUGUUAAUUCUGAACCAGAUGGUCAACAUACUUCCACUCAGAUGGGUAGUGGUCAUUUCCCAGAUGAAGGUUUUGGCAAAUCUAGUUACUUCCGCAACAUCCAAAUUGUGGAUGGCUCAAAUAAUUUAAGAGCACCAAAAGGAUUAGGCACCUUCACUGAACAAUCCAAAUGCUAUAAUGUCCAGAAAGGCUACAACAGUGACUGGGGAAACUAUUUCUACUAUGGAGGACCUGGGAAAAAUUCCGAUUGUCCUUAGAAAUAUGUCCACAAGGGCAUUCACCUUGUACCAUUGUAAAAUUUCUAAAACAAUUGUAUCGUAUCUGUCCUACCAUGGCUGCAGACAUUCCUUUCUCCCUUUGAGUACCAUGUAUAUUCUCUUGCUCAGAGAUUGUAGAUGGUGUGUCCCUGUGAUAGUAGUCUUUAUUUCUUAUCCUAUUUUGCCUCUUUUUGCAUAAUAUUGUGGGCAAGUUCAUACCAAAACAAAGAACUGCCCUUUUAACUGUAUGAAGGAUAUUACUAUGGUUUCUUGUAACUCGUGGUUCUGUGUAAUACACUACUCUGGUCAAUUGAAGCCUUUUCAGGGUAUUAUUUGAGAUGCCA
This is a messenger RNA of Cryptomeria japonica (Japanese cedar), 2260 nucleotides long. Its product is annotated as protein neprosin. The record is from RefSeq and is a predicted model, not a curated record. Lineage: Eukaryota; Viridiplantae; Streptophyta; Pinopsida; Cupressales; Cupressaceae. The transcript has 7 exons. The coding region runs from base 594 to 1916 and encodes 440 amino acids.